Onychostruthus taczanowskii (white-rumped snowfinch) is the source of this 2369-nucleotide messenger RNA. RefSeq lists its product as uncharacterized. The transcript is spliced from 6 exons. The coding region runs from base 1 to 414 and encodes 137 amino acids. The record is from RefSeq and is a predicted model, not a curated record. NCBI's taxonomy places the organism in Eukaryota, Metazoa, Chordata, Aves, Passeriformes, Passeridae.
AUGGCGGCUGCAGGCGUCCGCCGGGUGUUCUCUGCCCGCCACGACCCCAGCGGGCUUGUCCCGCCCGCCUUCCAGCGCCGCAGGCUGAGGGAUCGGCAGCGGGAUCGGGAUCAGCCCAGCGGGGCUGGCGGCUGUGGGGGGGCGCGGGGGCUACAGGCGCUGUGGGUUUCCCUGCCCGCCUUGGCUCCUGCCGCGCUCUUGUGCUUGUUCUUCCCCGGAGCUCUCGAGGUGUUGCUCACACGCCGCCUCUGCAGGGUAGGAAGUGCCUUUGGUAACCUCCUGCCUUUUGCUGUAAUGCCAGAUCCAAGCCAGAUGCAGCUUCGGAGUCCAGGGAAGGAGAAACAGCAGUCUGAGGGCCUAACCAUGCCCAGCAAGACACCCAUGUCACCUUGGGGUAGAAAUCAUUCUGGAUGAAUCUGUGUGAAUAAAGAAACCGAGGAAUAGAGUGGUAACCUUGCAGAUUACCCAUCUGGGUGACCUACAGAAACAAGAAUAAAGUCCAUUUUUUUUGAGAUCUAAUCCAGUGCUUUGCAACAUAAACUAUUUUAACUCUUGCAAACAUUAUGGAAAUGAUUGCUAGGAUCCCAAAUUGAGGAGACUGAGGAGCUUACACUGAUGAAAUAGCAGGCAACCUGACAGUCAGGUUGUAGAUCUUAAGAAGAAUAUUCUUCCCAAGAAGAUGGGUGGCAGUCAGAUCAAAGGCCUAAAGAUCCACUAUAAAGUAGUAUUUUAUUAUUAAAACGAGUACUUCUCAUUUUUAGGUGUAUUUGUUAUUCAUUAUGUUAGGUUGUAGUCUUUCCAAAAACCUUUAUGAUAGCCUGUGUCUAACUCUUGUUAUGUAGAAUGCAUUAUGACUUCACACAUUUUUAAGUUUUGUGUGAAGUUUUGUAAGAAUAUAUUAUAAAAGAGGCCACUUUAAUCUUCUUGGUCAUUUCUCCUUGUACCUUGUGCCUCACAAAAAGUUCUCACCUCCAAAUUCAUUUUCCAUAAUUCACAGAGGCCUGAAUAUGCAAUUACCUCAAAAGGGAAAAGAUUCAUUUACUCUUCUGCAGAACAUAAACUCUCCUGAAAAUAACCACCAAUUGAAGGCAUUUGUAUACAGGCUCCUUUUAUAAUAAACCACUGAGUGCCUCAGCUCCAGAAGCAGCAAGAAAGAUAACAAUUCAAUUAACAAAAACUGCUGCUUUGAGAAAUGUGGUUUCCAUCUCAAAGUUACUUUAUUCAUCCCUAAUUAUACAUUGCUGAAAACUGUUAACCAUUAUUAGAGGCAAAUAAGUCUGAGAUUUGGGGGUUUGGCUGGUUUUGCUUGCUGUAAGCUUCACAGGUAUACACCUCCACCUCCAUAAUGAUCUUUUCUUUCACUAAUCCUAGAUGGUGUAUAUUUUGUUUGUACCCAACUUUCCCUUUUAUUUGUAAAAUAAUGUGUGAAAUGUUCAAAGCAUUAGUGAUUUAGGAGCAGUUAAGAUAUUAAUUCCUCAGAAACACGUCAUUGUUACAUACAGUUGUGUUUGUUGUGCUGAGCAGGCCCAGCUGAGUUACAGAGGAAGUUAUAAAUAAGGCAAAAUAACUGUAUUAGAGCAGGUUGACCAAAAGCUUGUAGCUGUAUUUCUUUACAUGGAAGAUAAAAGAUAGAUGUAUGUACUGUCUGAAUAGAGAACAUGAUGUGCCAAAAUAAAUCCAAUAGUAUUUUAUUGGAAAAGUAAACUUAAUUUUGGAUUUUUAAAAAAUGGAACAUGCCAUGUAUAAAAUACAUAUUUGAUCAAGAUCAUUUCCUCUGGUAAUGUUCCUUCUGAGGUGAGAGUUUUAAUGACAAGGAAAAGAUACUUCUACAUCUAUGGAAUUUAAAGCCUGCUGCUGUCAAGUGGCCAGGACCCGUGUUGAAGUGUCCUACUCUUAGUAAAUUUAAAAUGUUUAUACUUUCUGUCUCAAGUAGUAGAAAGAACACCAGCAACUGCUUCCAUGUUUAGAAUUCUGUGGAGUCUGCUACCUGUGAGCAGACUCCACUUAAAUAAAGUCUCUGGAAUUACUAAUUGCUAACCUCAUUCUUGACAUACUUCAGCCUCCAACAGCCUGCUGCAACUUCUGUUACACCUUCUGGAAUUCUAUCUAUAGCAAUUGCUUUCUCUCCCCAGUUGGCUCCAAGCCAGAAAUAUAUCCAUUUGCACAAAUGCUUCUUAACCUUGUUCACACUGGGAUGGGGGGAGAAGGGGGGAGUCAUAUUUUUUCUUUCUGCUUGUCUAGUUGGUGGAUACUUUUAUAGUAAAUUCAGUACUUGCCAUGUUCACUGUGUAAUGGCCAAGUGGUUACAAUGCCUUUUCCAAACUACUGUUUGUUUCACUUUAAGUGCACUGAAUAAAACUAUUUCUCUG